This is a messenger RNA of Tetrahymena thermophila SB210, 1368 nucleotides long. Its product is annotated as eukaryotic aspartyl protease. Gene Ontology annotation, molecular function: aspartic-type endopeptidase activity. The transcript is spliced from 2 exons. NCBI's taxonomy places the organism in Eukaryota, Ciliophora, Oligohymenophorea, Hymenostomatida, Tetrahymenidae. Gene Ontology annotation, biological process: proteolysis. The record is from RefSeq and is a predicted model, not a curated record.
AUGUUGAAAAUAAAUAACUUAAUAUAUUUAUCUUUGGUAGUACUUCCAUUGCUUGCUUAUGGGCAGAAUUCUGAGAGUAAUUAAAAUGAGAAGAUAUUCGAAAUUUAACUCCACCAUGAUAGUAUUGAAAAUUUAUUUUAUGUUCAUACUAGUAUGGGUAAGGAGGUAUAAGAAUCAAAUUUUAAGUUCUUAGUUGAUACUGGCUCAAAAAAAACCUGGGUUUAAAAUGAAAAAUGUAAAAAAUGCGUUGAAAGAAAUAAUAAAAAAAUAACCAGAAAAUGUGAGGAAGACAUUUGCAAAAAUAAAGAUAUACUUGAUGAAAUUAAAUAUGGAACUGGUUAAGUCACUUAUUAUGACACCUAUGAUUAUUUAGUACUUGAUGAUUUAUAAAAUACUGGGACUCUUACUCUUAAAGUAGAUAUGGGUCAUGUUGUAGAUAUUAGUGAUGAUUUGUUAGAAAUGACAUAUAAUGGAUUAAUAGGAUUAGAAUAUGAAUAAUAUGAAAAUUAUAUAAAUCCCUUUGUUUAUCAAUUUAAGUAAUAAAAUAAAAUUGACAAUGAUUAAGUUUUCUCAAUAAAUUUUCGUAAACAUGAUGCUUCUUUAAUUCUUGGAGGAAUUAAAUAAAGUCUAAUUCCAUAAAAUAAAACUGAUAUUCAAUAUAUAUCAAUAGAUACAGACUUAAAAAAAUGGUAAAUUUAACUUUAAGAUUUUAAAGUAGGAAAUUAUUCGAUUCUAAAUGAAAAUCAAAGAUUAAAUUCAAAAAUUCCAGCAAUUCUUGAAGAAAUAGAAUAAAAGAAUAUUAUUGAGAAAGAAGAUUAGUUUAAGGCAAAUAUUGACUCUGGUACUAACUAUAUAGUUCUUGAUCAGAAUUUAAAUGAGAAAGUUAGGGAUGUCUUAAUAAACAAUUAUAAUUUUUAGUGCAAGCUUGAAUGUGGAAUUUAAUCGAAAUUUUGCCAACUAAAAUGUAAAAAUCCAGAUGGAAGAGUAGAUAAUUUCCCACCUUUGAGCUUUACAUUUAUUGACCAGAAUAAUUAAGAGUUAGUUAUUUCUAUACCUCCUAAAUAAUAUGUUGAAGAGAAAAUAGUUAAGAAUCACCAAAAUUUAAUGUUAAUUAAUUUUUUAACUUAAAAUAAUACUAAAGAAGGCGAUAAAAAUAAUAUUCCUAAUGAACUCAUUUUAGGGUACCCAUUCCUUUAAAACUAAUACGUUAUAUUUGAUAUAAAUCACAACUAAAUCGGGUUUGUUUAAUUAGACCCUUUAGAUUAUCAAAUAUGCUAAACCAAAGUAAUUUUAUAUAUCUUAAUUGGCUUCAUGAUUAUGUCUAUUGGAUAUUCAGCAGCCAAAAGUAUCAUCAAAAAGAUAUUUUGA